UAUCUGAAACUUACAAGGAUCAUAUGAAUCAUGGAAUUUCAUAUUACUCUAAAGCCUAUAUUGAUUUUACUUUAUCCUCCAACAUGUGGAUUAUUGAUAAUUUUCUUAUAACCAGAUAUAUUAAGAAAGAUGUACCUGAAGAUGAAUAUGAAGAUGGGCCUGAUAUUUUAUCUAUAAUUGGAAAUGCUAAAGGCAGUAUGUUUGAAAGUGAUGACUUUGAAAAAGAAUCUAAUUUCUUGCCUACAAUUAAAAAUAUUGAAGACAACAUAUAUGAAGGCAGUGAUUUAGAAGAAGAGCCUGAAGAAUAUAAAUAUAGUAAUUCAGAUGAUAAGCUUGAGGAUAGUUCUCUAAAAGAAAUAAAUGCCGCGCAGACCUUCACAUCUUUUGAGAUGCUUGAGCAAUAUCUGAAAUAUUAUUCUACUCAAAUGGUGUCGACAUGGGGUAAAUGCUUACCCAAAAAGAAUUUAGAUCCUAUAACUAAUAAGGAGCAGGAAUCAGCUUGUAUAGAGUGUGAUUUUUUGUUAAACACUGCGUAUAGAAAAUGGUUAAAUCUUGUAUUUGUUAACAAGUUUGUUGAGAAGCACAAUGAUACAUUAAAGGAUAGUGAAUUGCUUCAGAAUAAGUUCUCAGAUCAAAAAAUUUAUAAUAGAGAUCUUUAUAAUAUGAUAAGUAGGUUUAAGACUGAUAAUCAAACUAAAAAUGAUGCUUUAGCUUUAUAUAAAUCUCUAGUAAGGCUACAACAAAAAAAUCCAAAUUGGUAUUUUAAAGUUGAUUUCGAAGGAAUUGAAUUGCGACUCAAGGAUAAAGCUCAAUAUGCAAGGUUACAAGAGUUCAAAAAUAUGAAUUCUACGACAGGUCUCCCUUAUGUUUCUAAUAUAAUUUUUAAGAAUAUUGAUAAGAUGUGCAAGAAGUAUCUUACACCUAAUUCAUUAGCUUUGUAG
Racocetra persica is the source of this 941-nucleotide messenger RNA. The record is from the annotation of a GenBank genome assembly. Lineage: Eukaryota; Fungi; Glomeromycota; Glomeromycetes; Diversisporales; Gigasporaceae.